Molecule: messenger RNA, 2926 nt
Organism: Brachypodium distachyon (stiff brome)
Lineage: Eukaryota; Viridiplantae; Streptophyta; Magnoliopsida; Poales; Poaceae
Product: BTB/POZ domain-containing protein At2g30600
Exons: 13
Coding region: 243-2681 (812 amino acids)
Molecular function (GO): protein binding
Source: RefSeq, a predicted model, not a curated record
CGGAGAUUUCUCCACAGUUCCCUCUCCGCCGUCCCGUCCCCCUUUCCUCUUCCUCUCUUCGUCUCUCUCCUCUGACCUGCCCCAAAUCCAAAUCCAAAUCCCCAAAAUCCCAAUUGAGGUCCUCCGCGGGGCCCCUCCGCCCUCUCGCCGUUCUUCCCUGCCGUCCCCUAGCAAAUUUUUGGUUUACUCUCACAAGUUCAACAAACUGCGCGCAUCGCGUGCGCAAUUGGGACAAUACAGCAAUGGAAGCAGCAGCAGAGGAGCCCAAGAAGCGGUCCCUAACAGUGGCCCCCUUCGAGUGCGCCUGGGACGAGCAGUUCCGCUUCACGGAGGCCGGCCGUGGUUGCGUCGCCUUCGAGGCCUCUGCGCAGAACGACGUCACCCUGGUCUUCCGGGAGCAGCUGGGCAGCCAGCACUACCACUACAAGAUGGACACCACCCGCCACUACACUGUCAUCCUUGGCAGCCACAGGAACAAGAGGCUCAAGAUCGAGGUGGACGGCAGGACCGUCGUCGACCAGGCCGGCGUCGGCCUCUGCCGCUCCUCGGCUUUUCAGAGCUACUGGAUCAGCAUCUACGAUGGGCUCAUCAGCAUUGGGGAAGGGAGGCACCCGAAUAACAACCUGCUAUUCCACUGGCUUGACCCUGACCCCAACCGGAAUGUCCAGUACGUCGGGCUCUCCAGCUGGGACAAGCAUGUCGGCUACCGGAACAUAAGCGUCCUUCCCUCUGCUCCCAGAAACAGCAUCCUCUGGAGCCAGAUUCAGUAUGCGUGUGCUGAGCGGCAUGGCGAUGGAUCAGUCCAUACCAAACAUCAACCAGAGCCGAAAGAUGGCUGUCAGCAAAGGGUGCUCGCCGACUUUCUCGAGUGCUGGGAUUUCUCCGACGCCGUGUUUUUGGUUGGUGCUGAACGAAAGGCUGUCCCUGCGCACAAAAUUGUCUUGGCUGCUUCUGGAGAUUUCUCUUUUACCUUCAUGGAUGGAAGUGCCAUCGAGCUUCCGUCAGUCUCCUACCCUGUCCUCCACUCCCUUCUUGAGUAUAUCUACACAGGGUCUACACAGGUUGCAGAGUACCGACUCAAUUCAUUGCUGGAGUUGGGCUUACAAUUUAAAGUUCAGCCGCUGGUAAAACGCUGUGAAGAAAUACUUGACUGCUUGACUAAGAUGGAUAAUGAACUUUCUGCAUCCAGCAAAAACUUAGAAGUAUCAAGUAGUGGACCCCAAACUCGUCGAUUUGACCAUUUCCCUUUCAAGGCUCCAGUGAAUGCUCAGAAAAUUAAACACUUCCAUGAAAGUGGUGAGCAUAGUGAUAUAAAUAUCUAUACUAGUGGACAAGGUCUUGUUGCUCAGGCUCACAAACUCGUCCUUAGCUUGUGGAGCAUGCCAUUUGCCAAGAUGUUCACGAAUGGGAUGAAAGAAAGCAGAGCUUCAAAUGUAUUUUUUGAAGAUGUUUCUGCUGAAGCAUUUUCUCUCCUCCUUCAGUUUAUGUACUGUGGGGAACUUAAAGUAGAUAACCGGUACAUUACUUCAGAAUUGGUUCAGCUGCUCUUAUUAUCAGAUCAGUUCGGCAUCACUAUUCUUCAGUUUGAGUGCUGUAAAAGAAUUAUGGAGUUCCUUUCAGAGGACACAGUAUGUUCAGUAUUGCAAGCAGUGUCAUCAAUCCCAUCUUGUAAACUGCUUGAAGAAAUGUGCAAGAGGAAUUUUGCAAAGCACUUUGACUAUUGCACAACUGCUUGCACAGACUUUGUGUUGUUAGAUGAGGCAACAUUUAAGGAUAUUCUCCAGCAUGGUGAUAUGACUGUAACAUCAGAGGAGAGGGUUCUGGAUGCCAUCUUAACAUGGUGUAUGGAGGCUUGCGACACUUUUUGCUGGAAUUCUGUAGAUAAACUAUUAAGUACUUCAACACCAGAGCAACUCUUUGGAGAGAGGCUCACCGCCAUCAAUGCUUUACUACCAUCUGUACGGUUCCCUUUAAUGCAGCCGUCUGUCCUUCAGUUGAUGGAGAAAAGUAACCUUGCAAAGCACAUACAACUAUUCAGACAAUCGGUUGCUGAAGCUGUUGAAUUCUCUAAUGCUGGUCCAUGGAUGCCGACAACAAUCAAAUGUGAGAGAUUUCUACAUAGACGCUCGAGCUAUAGAGAGCUUCAGUACAUCUCCGACGGUGAUAACAAUGGUGUGAUCUACUAUGCUGGGACAUCAUUUGGGAAGCAUCAAUGGAUCAAUCCUGUUUUAGCCAAGAAUAUCACUGUGAUGGCUAGCAGCCCGAAUUCGAGGUACACAAAUCCAAAGGCUCUUGUUUCAAAAAAUUACCAGGGGACUUGUUUUGCGGGGCCUCGUGACGAAAAUGGCAAGAAGUGUUCUUGGUGGAUGGUAGAUAUUGGAGAGGAUCACCAGCUUAUGUGCAACUACUACACAGUAAGGCAAGAUGGCUCCACGACGUUUAUGAGGUCGUGGGUUUUUCAGGGGUCGAUGGAUGGUGAGAACUGGACGAGCCUGGGCGUCCAUGAAGAGGAGCAGACGAUUUGCCAGCCCGGGCAGUUUGCGUCGUGGCCCAUCACUGGCCCGUCGGCGCUGUUGCCGUUUCGAUUCUUCAGGCUUGCUCUGACGGGCCCGGCAACUGGGAUGUCCAACACCUGGAACCUAUGCAUCUGCUUCCUAGAGCUCUACGGCUACUUCCGCUAGGAGUCUCCUUGUCUCUUGACACACACAGACACAACCUGGCCCGCACAUACAGUUUUUCUCUCUUAAUUAGUGUGUUCCAUGAAAGGCUACAACGAGUGAAAGUUUUUUUUUUUACAUACAUAGACAUAUAGUACAUGUAAAAGGAAGAUGGUUCGUUUUAGUUUUGUACUAUAUACCCGGCAACCGUGUCCAUGAAAAAUUCUGGAUGAAGUUUGAGUCUUGUGAAUUUGAAAACCUUGUUGAUA